CAGAGCCAGGUCCCAUUGAGUAAAACUCUGCCGUUUUACAAAUAUUGAAGAAGAAGAAGUUUGCUCUCUGAACCCAAACGCUAUCUCCAUGGCUGCCUUGGCGAAGAUGAUAAUGAUACCAACUGCUUCUCCGGUACGACAUUUUCAACAUUCCAAUUUGAUUUCUUCCAGUUGGAGUUGCUGUCAUGGCCAUGCUUCUCAUAUCCAUCAAAGCAACAACAAAAGCUUAAUUCUUUGUGGUACCCAACAAAACCUUUUCAGGUCGGCCGUCUCUACUAAUAUCCAUUGGAGGGUAUCAAAACGUGCAUACCAACCCGUGUGUGCUUCUGGGUCAGGUUUGGAGGCAUCAAUUACAGAUCCGGAGGAUAAGGCAUUAAAUUUGAAAGAUGCAAAGAUAGUUGUGGUGUCGCAAGAUGAAAAUGAGCUAGAGCUAAGAGUGGAUUUGAAUGGGGAUGAGACACAAAAAUCAUUUGAUAAGAUUUUGAGGGAGUUGGCUAGUACGGCACCACCAAUUCCAGGAUUUCGAAGGCAAAAAGGAGGGAAAACAACACAGGUUCCACAGAGCUUGCUUCUACAGAUUCUUGGUAAAGAUCGCGUCACCAACUUCGUCAUACGUGAAAUAUUAACCACAACCAUGAAUUAUUAUGUGAAAAAGGAAAACUUGAAGGUGAAGGAGAAGAAAGUUAACACGAUCCAAACUGCAGAUGAGCUCAAAAUGGCAUUUGUGCCUGGAAAGGAAUUUGGGUUUAAUGUAUCUCUUGAGCUAGAGAAAUCAGAAACUGAAGCAUUGGCUUCCAGUGCCUCAGAUGGGUAGAAUGAUUCAUUGAACUUUAUGAAUAACUGGAAAGCUAUCAAUUAUUUGUUAUUACUGAAUACCAAGUACAGAGUUCAGGAGAAGCAAUCUGAAGCUUUGCCAUUAUGAAGAAUCUUGAAAUUUUGUAUUGUAUGCCACGGGUAGCCAUGCUUCUAGCCGUGACAGAAGUGACCCUGUUGUCCUUAACGGCUGCAUAUUCUCAUCUUACAGUGGGAGGGAAUUCUAGUAUUUCUGUGCCAAUAAUUUCA
Messenger RNA from Tripterygium wilfordii, 1062 nucleotides. RefSeq lists its product as uncharacterized. Gene Ontology annotation, biological process: 'de novo' cotranslational protein folding; protein transport; protein unfolding. NCBI's taxonomy places the organism in Eukaryota, Viridiplantae, Streptophyta, Magnoliopsida, Celastrales, Celastraceae. Gene Ontology annotation, molecular function: ribosome binding; peptidyl-prolyl cis-trans isomerase activity; protein folding chaperone. The transcript has 8 exons. Bases 89 to 814 code for a protein of 241 amino acids. The record is from RefSeq and is a predicted model, not a curated record.